AUGGAGUCUGAGAAAAUAAACAUCUACUUUGAAAAAGUGCAGCGAAUGUUGGAACAGAAAAAAAACAGCAUCCACGCGGAGUUUGACAAGGCAAAACGUGACUUCAUGCAAGCUUAUGAUCCAAGGAUUAACAAAACAAACACUCUGCUUGCAGACGUGGACAAUGUUCGCAAAAGUGCUGAAAAUUUAAAGGUGAAAUCAGACCCUCUCCGAUUUCUCCAGAAAGUGCAGGAAUGUAGGCAGAAGAUCUGUGAGGUUAAGGAAGUGCCUAUACCAUUAGUUCCUAACCUGGCAGUUCCUAAUUUGGCAGUCAGCCCUCGUAUGCACAAAAUUUCUUUGUCUAAAUCUCCAAAGAGGAAGGCUAAUCCUUGGUCACAAAUCCUCCACCGUGUUCGCACUGUAUCUGUUGUAAUACUGCUUUUUUCUGUGGUGCUAGCAGCAGCUUCCUCUGGGUCCUUUGAUAUGAUUGUCAAUGAAUAUGUAUAUGCAGCUAGCUCCUUCCUGUCACAUAUCACUGGAAAGGCCAUCAAUUCUAUUCCUGCUUGCUGGUGGCAGACGGCAGAAGAAAUAUUACACGUGACCAAAAGGUAUUCGUCUAAUGUGAUGAGCUUUAUAGAAAACCUGGCUGAAUUUGCAUCAAGAUUGACAAAAGAUCCUGAAAAACGAUUGUUACUGGGCAUGGAGUUAAAGAAGACCACUCCAGUUUCAACGACAGUUUCGCCAGUUGUCAAAAUUAAUAAGAAGCAAGUAAAGACAUGGUCCACUUGUUCAGUGCAUUUUGCAAAUAGCAGUGAUUAUGGACCGGUGAUUCCAUGUAAGAGCUGGAGCUUAAUAACUACAAGGCCUGCAAGCCAUUUUUUGACCCUAUACGAAUAUUUAAAUCCAGUACGCUUAUAUCUGUCAAACGCCGUUGGAAAGGCAGUCUCACACAUCUCUAGUUACUGGAAACUGAUAGUAGAAAAAGUAUUCUUUGUGAAGAAAAAGUGGCAGAGCUACAUCACCACAUUUAUAGAAAGCGGCCGAAAUAACCUAUUCCUUUAGAUGAUAGAAAUCGUGUGACCUUUGAGAAAAAAUAUAUAAUUUCCAUAACUGAUCUCCCAGGUUUAAUUUAAGGUGCACAUAUGAACAAAGGAAUGGGUCACAAAUUUCUCAAACAUAUAGAUCGGAACAAACCUUUUCUUUUCAUGAUUAAUGUUCAAGGCUUUCAACUUUCAUACAAAGCACCUUAAUUAACAGCAUUUGAAACUAUCAACUUGCUAAUGUUGGAGGUGCGGUUAUACAAGAAAUCACUUUUACGCAAACCUGUCUUAUUUGCGGUCAAUAAAAUGGAUCUUUUAAAUGGUAAAGAUCAUUAUCAAGACUUGCUAGAACAACUUGCAUAUCCUAAUAAACAUCAGCAUUCAUCGCCCGGUAACCUCAACCAAUUGAAUUCCAGUAUAUUCUUCCUGUCUCUGCUGAAACUGGUCAAGGUAUAGAGGAGGCCUAUAUGUUGUAUUUCAAAGUCUAUUGAUGAGCAGGCUGAAUUGGAAAUUUGAGAGUCUGCACAGGAGAAACUUCAGAGCCUUCAAAGUACGCCAUCUGGAACUAGAAAAAAACAAACCAGCGAUGUGUCCAUAAGGCAAGGCAUUAACCAAUACUGAUAUCCUUUCAAUGUGAAGUGCAGUUUAGGCACUUGUACUGUACACUGAAUGUUUAAUGAAUCUUACAAUAAAAUGUUUUAUAAAAAUUUUUGAAAACCAGGCCUUUUCUGUUUAAUCUAUUUGAAUUCCUACAAUACACAAAUAAUUGUCCACUGUUGUCCCGACAAAUAAAAUAUGUUAUCUAGCAUUAAUCAACAUGAAUAACCAUAUAUUGUAAUUACUUACUGAUCCUGCUAGUUAUUUCAUGGUGCAUUUAGGAUGACCCCUCUAAAUUGUCCAAAUAUUCAUACCAGAAGAUCUUUGCUCUAAGGAAGACUCCGAGUGCACAGAUCUUCUGGUAUGAAAGGUUGGCCCCUUUGAAUUCCUAACCUCAAGUCUUGUGGUCAACUUGGGUUGCAUCCCUUCCCUCUUUAAGACACAAAUCCUUUUAUUCUCUGAAACUGAUAUGUUUAGAGCAGGCAGGGUUAACCCUAGAGGGACCUGGCACCCAGACCACUUCAUUGAGCUGAAGUGGUCUGGGUGACUAUAGUGUCCCUUUAAUGUGUUGGGGGGAGGGGGGGGUUAUUAUUAUUAUUACUAUUAUUAUUAUUUAUUUUUGCAGUCCAUAGUAUAACAAACAGGUUUGCAGAGAUAUUCCAUUAAGGUAUACAUGACAAUAAGAUAUUGUAGUUGGAACAUAAAAUGUCAGGAUUACAGCACUUUUUACAAUUAAUGUAAAGCUGCAUCAGAUGCACAAUUCUACUUUUUUUUUUUUUUUUUAACUGAGAGAUACUAAGGUUUUAGCAUAGAACUGUAGAUAUAUAGUUGCAUGAGAUGACAUCACUAGGUGAGUAGCAUUCACCAAUACAGAUAAUCCAUUAGGGUCUCCUAAUAGAGUGAGUAUUAAGAACCCUUACUUCCAAAUAUGUAUAACUUGCUAAUGCACAGUACUGGCCCACAAUUAGAGAAAAUGUCACAGGGCAUUAACUACAUAGGGAAGACAAGAAUCAUAAGCUACAGGUCUAUGUAUACAGCCAAUGGCGUAACUAGAAACCAAUGGGCCCCGGUUUCGAAAAAUUCCCUCAGGCCCCCCCAUACAUCUACCCUCCCCCCCCAUACAUUACCCCACACACAUGCAGACAAACUGAUACAAAUGCACAUACACAUAUACAGAGACACACACAUACAAAUUUUUGUGAUCAUUGAUGAUCAAAAGGGGAUCCUUGGAACCCUCUAAAAGGUGUCGCCAUUCCUUAAGUGCUAGUAUAAUGGCCAACAAUUCCCUGUUGCCAAUAUCAUAAUUACGCUCAGCCGGAUACAACUUUCUUAAAAAGUACCCACAUGGAUGCAAAGGAGUAUCCAGACUCUCCCUCUGAGAUAGAAUAGCCCCCACCCUUGUUUCGGAGGCAUCAACCUCCAGUAUGAAGGGUUUGCUGGUGUCAGGAUGUAUCAAUAUGUCAGCAGAAGCAAACCUUUGUUUAAGGAGUUCAAAAGCUUCUCUAGCCUCCCUAGACUAUAUCAUACAACUAGCCCCCUUACAUGUCAUAUUGGUGAUGGGGGCUAUCACAGAAGAGAACCCUUUGACAAAUCUCCUGUAAUAAUUAGAAAACCCAAUACAUCUUUGGAUGGCUUUAGUCCAUUCGGCAAUGGCCAAUGUAGAACAGUCUCUAGUUUGAGGGUCCACCUGAAACCAAGAGGCAGAAAUAUUAUAUCCCAAGAACUGUACCUCAGUCUGAUCAAAGAUGCAUUUUUCAAGUGUGCAAUAAAGUUUAUUUUCAAGCAAGGUUUGCAGCACUUGUUUGACAUGUUUGUGGUGAGUCUGAAGGUCAUGGGAAUAAAUAAGUAUAUCGUCCAGGUAUACUAGGACAAAAGAAUAAAUAUAGUUUCUGAGUACAUCGUUUAUAAAAUCCUGAAAUACAGCCAGAGCAUUGCAUAACCCGAAGGGCAUGACUUCCACUUCUAGUGUAAAAUGCCGUUUUCCACUCAUGAUUCUCCUUAAUCCUUACCAAAUUGUAUGCACUCCUGAGGUUGAGUUUGGUAAAGACUUUAGCACCCUGGAGUCUGUCAAACAAUUCGGAUAUGAGGGGAAUGGGAUAGGCAUUCUUUAUGGUGAUCUUGUUUAAUGCCCUGUAAUCAAUGCAUGGGCAUCUUUCACCAUCUUUUUUAGAUACAAAAAAGAACCCUGCACCAGCGGGCGAUGAUUUACGUAUGUGGCCCUUACUUAGGGAAUCUAUGAUGUACUCUUCCAUUACUCUACUCUCCUGUGGAGAUAAGGCAUACACUGCCCCCUUGGGUGGCAUAGAGCCGGUUAGCAGAUUUAUGGAGCUGUCAUAAGAUCUGUGAUGAGGUAGAAUAUCUGUCUGACUCUUACUGAAUACCUCCUUAACCUCCCAGUAUUGUAUGGAAACUUCGGUGACCUGAGGCGUAGUAGUGAGUAAAGUAGCGAGGCCCACUUUUUUGGUAGUCUUUACCCCACUCCAGUAUUUCUCCCUUUGCACAGUCAAUAUAAGGAUUGUGCUUAAUGAUCCAAGGAAAUCCUAAUAUGAUGGGCCAGUAAGGGGAAGCAAUUAUCUGGAAUAUUAUGUCUUCCUUGUGUAAAGCUCCAAUGGAAAUGUUAAUAGGCAAGGUUUUGUGGGUAAUCAAGGGUUGAGAGAGAGGUCUCCCGUCAAUACCCUUAACAGCCAGAGGAGAUGAUCUCUCCUUAAUAGGUAUAGAAUGUUUUUUGACAAAUUUUACAUCAAUGAAGUUUCCUGCCACACCUGACUCCAUCAGGGCUUUGCAUGAAAAGUUAUUUUUGUUACAAUUAGCCGUAAUAUAAAGGAGAAAUCUAUUUUUGUUAUUCCCAGAGGAUGUAUCCAUCACACCUAAGACCUGUCCACUUAAGGUUCUUAGGUGCCAAAGUUUUCCAGAUGUAUGGGACAAGCACUCCUUAUAUGUCCUUUUCUACCGCAGUAUAGACAUAGAACCUCUUUUCACCUCUAUAGUCUUUCUGCUUCUGACAGUCUAGUGACCCCCAACUGCAUAGGUUCGGGUUCGGACUAUAAAUUGAGGUCAGGAACAACAGGUCUUGAGAAACGAGGUGCCAAUUACAUAGUCAUAUGUCUGUUUCUAUUUCUGGUAGUUUCUCUGGUUCUAAGUCUGUUAUCAAUCUGCAUGACAAAUGUGAUAAACUUGUUUAAUCUCUUAGGUAGCAAUUUCGUCCAAAAUAGUCUCAGAUAAUCCUUUAUUUAAAUGCUGAGAUUAACCCGCUAUUAGUUCAAUCCACUUCAGAAUUUAAGCCAAGGUGCAAAAUUCUAUGGCAUAAUCUGAGAUAGACCGGUUACCUUGUUUGAAAUGCAUAAGGGCAGUGGAAGUGUCAUCCUCCCUGCCUAAUGGUUUAAAUGUUAAUUUGAAUCACACAAGAAAUUCCUGGUAAUUAUAUGCAAUACUCCUAUUACUCUCCCAUAAAUGAUUCUCCCAAGCUAAGGCUUUACCUUUAAAUUGGUUCACUAGGUAACCAAUCUGAGCUCUAUCCGAGGUAAAAGAUCCCGGUGAGGCCUCAAAGUGGUACUUAACUUGAUUCAGAAAUCCCCGGCAUUCUUGAAUAUUACCAUCAAAAUGCAGGGGAGGCGAUAGGGAGAUAGUAGGUGCCUUAUGUACUAUAGGCGGAGGUACUUUAGGCAGAGGUGACAUAGUAGGAGAAACCUCAGGCUGUAGAUGCGCUGUUCGAGUAAGGAGCGUCCUGAAGGCCUGGGCACACUGAUCCAUACAGUGAUCAUUCUCCUCUAUCUUUCUCUCGCAAGCUGCUAUGUGUUGACACAGUUCUGCAGGAUCUAUGGCCAUGUUGUAAUGUCAGGAUUACUAGUUCAUCCAGCACGCAGAACUGUAUCACACCUAGGACUAAACGUAACGUCUUAAAUCCGGCCUUAGAAUGGCCGGAUUUAACGUACCAAAGAAUAGUCAGAAUGCUUGCCGAGGUCGGGGACACAGAAUUAGACACAACGAUGAGGGAAAGCCAAAAGUCAGGGAUACCAGAAUACAGGGAAGUCAAAACGAAGCCAAAGUCAAUAACCAAAAAAACAAACGCUCAGGAACACACUCUCAGACAACCACUAAGGGAAACCACGACAGGGCAAGGAGGAAAAGGCAAACGGGGUUUAAAUAAGCCUCCUCAAGAUCAGCUUGGCCAUACCCAGCCUUUGACACCAGAAGAGACCUACAUAAGUGCUGAAGUUCUGUAUUGCAAGUUGGACUUUUAUUUAUCUUAUUAUCUUCAAGUUUUUAAAUUUUGACUUUACUGCCAUCAUUUGGUCCCUUUCGAUAUGGGACAAGAUCUGUGCAUUGAUGUUGGAUAUCUAAAUGUGCAACCUAUAUUUUUACAUCUUGUGAGUGGAAUUUAAAUAAAAGUGUUUCUUUUUAAGUACUUUCUGCACUAUGUUGGUUUCUCCUUUCUUCCCUUACAUGUACUAACACGGGAAGAGAAAGAAAGAGGGUCUUUUUUCUUAAAGAUACCAAUAAGAGCAUGCUAUCAAUUUAACUCUUGUGAGUGCAAAACAUUUUCCAUUACUGUUUGGAGCCUACAGUAUUACACUAUUGCAUUCUAUUUUUUUUCUAUUUUAGAUUUUAUUUUUAUAUAUAGUUUUAAUCAUAUUUUAUUUUAGUUUUAGUCUUAUUUUAGUCAUCUCAAUUGUUUUAGUUUUAGUAAAGUUUUAGUCGACUAACUCUCCAGUAGAUUUUAGUUGACUAAAUCUCCAGUAGAUUUUAGUCAACUAAAAUCUAAUGGGUUUAGUUAAAGUCUCUUCAGUCUCUUUGGGGCUUAGCCCCAAAUGUAAACAUAGCAGUUUCUCUGAAACUGCUAUGUUUACAGCAGGCAGGGUUAACCCUAGAGGGACCUGGCACCCAAACCUCUUCAUUGAGCUGAAGUGGUCUGGGUGACUAUAGUGUCCCUUUAAUGGUUUAUUAUGUGUAAUGUGUAAGACGAUCUCUCUGUAAAGUACUCUCUGUGUCCAGCAGAGGGAGACAGUUAUUAUUUGCUUGUGUUUGUCAGUGUCCCUGCAUUAGCUUAUCACCUGGUCUGGGAUAGAGACAGCUGCUAAUUAUCAAUUGCUUUGCUGUUUCCAAGGUCUGCAUUCUGAUUCCAAAGAAGAUAGAGAGAGCAGUGUUCUGGCAUGUUUAAUUAUGCUAGAAUAAAUACUAAUACAGGAAGUGGCUGUUAUAUUAGAAAACUUGAUGUUCAGGUGAGUUCUGGCAUAAAAAUAACCCUCACCUUGAAUAACAUUGUAAAAAAAAAAUGAUAUAAUUAUACAAAUUAUAUUUUAAAUAUUAAUAAUUAAUCCCUUAAGGAUGGAGUAAAUUGUACCGUUCUGUACAAAUGUAAACAAAACCUGGAAUUUGCGCUAUAUGUCUGUUCAGCCAUUAUUUACCUAUUUCAUAUUACGUGCACUCACACUUAUAUCAUUUGGUUCAAGAGAAACACGGCUUUCAUUUAACAUCAAAUAUUUAUAUAUGGAACACAAAUAUGACUAAAAUCUAAAAAAAAGUGUAUAAAAUUAAGAUAUUUUUUUUUUUUAGUUCUGUGUGGCAUUUUAACUGUGUGCCAUAAUACUGUUGGCUUUUACUGCAAUAAAAUGCACAUAUUUGUAUUCAGUGACAUCUCAUGAGUACAACAAUCUCCCCAUGCACAGGUUUUAUGGUGUUUUGGAAAGUAACUGGGUUAAAUAUAGCACGUUACAUUUUUUAGUUUAUACAAAUUGAAGUUUGCCGAUUGAUUAUGUUGCCUUUGAGACCGUAUGGCAGCCCAGGAAUGAAAAUUAACCCCAUCAUGGCAUACCAUUUGCAAAUGGGGUAUAUUGAAUAAUUUUCAGUAGCCACUUAGUCACAAACCCUGGCCAAACUUCAUAUUUGUGUUUUGCAUUUUUCACAAACAAGCUGCCUUUUUACUGAUUAUAUAAUCAACAUUCUACAUUUUACUGCUCUGAAACACUCAUAUUUGUGUUCAGCAAUGUCUCACAAGUGCAACAGCACCCCUGAUGUCCAGGUUUUACAGGGUUUUGGAAAGUUACAGGGUCAAAUAUAGAGCUUACACUGUUUUUACACAUUAAAAUGUGUCAGAAUUUUCUGCUGGGACUAUGUUGUCUUUGAAACCAUAUGGCAGCCCAGGAAUGAAAAUUAACCCCAUCAUGGCAUAACAUUUGAGCCAUGGAGGCAGGACCAGCCGCGGCGAGCAUGGUGCAGCAUGGGAAAAGAGGUGCAUAGAAAUGCCUUUACCGUGCGAUCGGAGGGGUGGUAUCCUAAAUAGUUAAACACUUUAGUGUCAGGAAUACGUUUGUAUUCUUGACACUAUAGUGUUCCUAAAAUUCAGACCUAAAAAUGUAUGUGCACUUUAUAGAUAAAAAUGAAAAUAAAUAUAAAAGUACACUAGAUAUAAUAAUUGCAAAUGUUAGAUCAAAAAUCAACCAGGAAUUACAUUCCAGCAAUGAACAAAUGUUUAUUAAAGGGACACUAUAGUCACCAGAACAACUACGAUUAAUGUAUUUGUUCUGGUGAGUAUAAUGGUUCCCUUCAGGCAUUUUCAUGUAAACACUGCCUUUUCAGAAAAAGGCAAUGUUUACAUUGCACCUCCAGUGGCCACUGCUUAGAUGGCCACUGGAGGGGCUUCCUGGCUCAGGGCUGCACAGUAAGUAGCCCUGCCGUUCAGCGUCUCGACGCUCUGCAUGAAGACGCUGAAUUUUACUCAUAGAAAGGCCUUGAUUCAAUGCAUCUCUAUGAGGAGUUCCUGAUUGACCAAAACGGCGUUUGGCCCCUCCCCAUGCCGAUUUUAGCCAUUCCGAUGCUUUCCCUGUGGCUAAAAAUCGGCCAUUUUGAUGAUGUCAAAAAGGGGGUGUAGCCAGCAUCGACAGACUUGCGCGGCGCUGGAUAGAAGGUGAAUUUUAAACUUUUAUAAGGGGGGGGGCCUAAGGGCGGCAAGCCACCUAAAUGACACCACGGACUUAUGUUCAGCUGAUGAAACGUAGUCUAUGCGUUUUGUCUCUAUUGAGAGACUUUAUCAAGACACCCUACAGAGCAUGCCCAAAGUCAUUUAUACCCUAGAUGCAGAAGUCCGUUGAGCUCUUUGCCUUGGCCUUUUUUGAAGAUACCGGAUGCAGAACGUAUCUCGUACUACCCCACGUGUCCGUUAUCUUUCACUGUUUGACAGUGGCUGCAGUGGGGAAUUAGAGGAUCGAUGUAGCUCCUUGCUUCUGGCAUUUGACAUCUAUUGGUUCCAUUCCCAUCGGGACUCGGCCCUCUAAAACAGAUACCGCCGAGGAGCCCCCCUGCUGUCAGGUACUUUUUGGGGAAAGUGCUUGAGGAAGUUUAUUUUUUUAUUAUUAUGCAAAUACUUUAUUUUUAUAUCUCUAUAACUUACCAAUAUGUAUAUUUUGAUAUGCUUUCUAUCUACCUUGUGCUUUUACUACUAUCACACUUAUUUAGUGUGCACCUUAUUGGCCAAGAUUAUGUAUGUAAAGGGCUCACACUAUUAUUUUUGCAUUUAGGAAUGAAACCCCCUUUCUUAUAAACUUUUCAUUUCAGGUGGUUACAUGCUGCUUUAUUAUAUUUGAUACUGUAACAAGCCAUUCUGGGAGGUUUAUAUUCUUAUCCUUGUGGUUAGAAUCAAGAAGAGGCUUUGAUACAUUGUUUUAUUUUAUACAUUUGGUUCUAGUUCUCGAGAUACAACAGCUGUUAAGAAACAUUUGUUCAUUGUUGGAAUUUAAUUCCUGCAUUGAUUUUUGAUCUAACAUUUGCAAUAAUUAUAUCUAGUGUACUUUUUAUAUGUAUAUAUUUUUUUUUUAUUUUCAUCUGUGGAGCGCUCAAACAUUUAUCAGGUCUGAAUUUUAGAUAUUUAGUCGCUCAUCACUUCAUGUUGCUGCCCAGCUUUCAUAGAAUUCUAGUUACCCUUUUUAGUUAUUAGUUUUUAUUCCUCACUAUAGUGUUCCUCAAAAUUUACACAUAAAGAAGACUAGAACCAAACAUUAUGGGCAUUUAGAUAAUGCAGAUAAUUAAUGUACUCAGAUGUUUUAUGUGCAAUCAUUUUUUUUCACUUAGCUUUUUGUGGCCAUGAGCAUACUUUGUAUUGUUACAAUUAAAGUACCAAUACUCACACAUACACAUGUAGACGCACUGACACACACUCUUGAGAGAGAUAGAGUGGAUCAUUUCCAGCUGCUAUGAUACUGUCAUAGUCAAGCUCUUCUUGCCCGAUUUCCUCGCGAGCAGUUUAGUGAUGCAAAGGCCAUAUAUGAUAUCAUAUUCCGGCUCUGGGCAUCACCGCAGGACCUGCGAAGGAUAAAGGCGUGAAGAUUACAGCUCCCUUGCUGCUUCCAUUGCUCACAGCUGCCCACCUGUGGGGUCCUAAUGUGGGCAGCUCUUGAACCCCCAUGACAGGUGGAACAAAGGAUGCCCAUUUGCACUUGCACCCUUGUAGAUCCAAAAGUGCACAAACAAGCAUCGGUGCACUGUUGAACGGGCUGGCAAACACCCAGGCGCCAGAACGAAAUUCCUAGUCGUCAUGGGUUUGUCGAGCCCUGCUUUAGUGAAUAACCCUGAUAGAUACCAUUUCUGCAUGGGCAAUCAAUGGAAGGGUAUGCCUUUCAGAAACUUCUUCUGGUCUUAAGAGUCAGAUCUUACCCACAAACCUAUGUCGGCAUGUUUGUAAUCCUUACUGAAGCCACAGUUUUACACAUCAGAAUGGUUGAGUGGAGCUGCCGAAUAAACUCUGUGUAUCUGGCAGCCUUUCUCUAUAAACUAAUGAAUAAACAGGCUAAAUAAUUGUGGGCCGGAUUAGUGGAAUUGAUAACACCCCAGUACCACAGAAUUUAUAUUUUGCGUCCCUAAUUUUCUUUAACCCCUUAAGGACACAUGACGUGUGACAUGUCAUGAUUCCCUUUUAUUCCAGAAGUUUGGUCCUUAAGGGGUUAAAAGACCACUCUAGGCACCCAGACCACUUCGGCUCAAUGAAGUGGUCUGGGUGCCAGGACCCUCUAGUUUUAACCCUGCAGCUGAAAACAUAGCAUUUUUAGAGAAACUGCUAUGUGUCACUGAGGGUUAAUCCAGCCUCUAGUGGCUGUCUCACUGACAGCCACUAGAGGCCACUUCCAUGAUUCUCUCAGUGAAAAUCACAGUGAGAAGACGCUGGACGUCCAUAGAAAAGCAUUGAGUAAUGCUUUCCUAUGGGCGGUUUGAAUGCGCGUGCGACUCUUGUCGCGCAUGCGCCUUCAGCUCUGACGUCAGUUCACCAGCGCUGGAGAAAGGGGCCCUGAGGGUGGUGGACCUAAUGACCCUGUAGUGUCAGAAAAAUUCGUUUUUUUUCCUGGCCCUAUAGUGGUCAUUUAAAAAUCAGUCUUCCUCUAUUGCCAAGUUACUUCCAGAAUUACACAUCUUGACUUUUCUAGUUUGUGUUUGGAAACUGCUCAUACAAAAAAGGGACACAAAAACCUGUAUUAUUAAUGCCAUCAGUGCCCUAUUUGCAGGUUUGUUUUAAGUCCCCAACCCCUCUUUUCAGUCCAAACAAAAAGUAAAGGCUUUACUUAUCUUCAUUCCAGCACUGAAACUCACUAGGUGCAGCCAGCCACUCCGCCUUCAGUGACGUAAUCCACCUCUCUAGCCAAUGGCCAAAAUAGUGCGUACACACAGUGAAAGCCACACAUUCAUUCAAAUGCUUAACAUUGGAAAGGACUGAAUUCAAUUACUUUUCCUAUUGGCUUUCGGUUCAUGUGAUCGAGUUUUAUGAUUAUUUGGUCCUUUACACUAAAGAAUGUCAUUUGACAAUAUGAGUAUAUGCUAUGUGAAUGAAAGCAUAUACAGUGGGCCUCAGUUAAAAUCAUUUUCGGUUUACAAAUGAAAAUCUAUUGAAAAUAAUGCCUCUGUUUACAAAUUGUUUUCGUAAUAUAAAGCACGUUUCCCCAGGAUGCAUUGCACCUGGGAGGUUUAUAGCACCGCCCCCUGCAUCCUGGAGCCUGUGGGUAGCACGUGGCAUCGAGUUUAGGAGCCAUUCUGGAAAUUGUUUGAAGUUGUUUUGGGACUUUUUGGUGCAUUUCUCAAGCUGUGGAAAGAUAGGGAGCUGAGCUUUGUCGUUUGCAUGCCUUUUAUUGUGUGUUCUGCAUUGGGGGUUGGUUUCCAUGCCAGCUCAUAUUGAAUUUUUUUCUGACCUCCAGAACGGAUUAAUUUGUUUUCACUGCAUUCCUAUGGGAAACCGAGUUUCUGUUUACAAAUUUUUAGCAAUAAGAAACGUCCCGGAGAACGCAUUAAAUUUGUAAACUGAGGUCCCACUGUGCUUUAAUAUACUUAAAGACAAAUAUAUUAGAAAUUAAAAUGUCAGGUUAUUAACUACUAACCGGUUCUAAGAGCUACUUGCCGUGGCAUGUGACUACUAGAAAUGGACAGGGCAACCAUACCCACAGCCAUCCUCACCCCCAAACUCGCACACCAUGAUCUAAGAAUCUGUUAUCAGCACUGUGCAAUUUGGCAGACUUACAGUACAUCAUGGAAAAACAAAGUUAAAUAGUUUACUAGAGUUCCCCUCCUGUUCUGUCCCAUAUCCACCUCCCAGGUGUACCCAAUAAGAAUCGAUGGGAACUGUGCUUGGUGCAGAAUACACCCUGUCCUUUUGGCAAGUGCCAAGGUCACCAUCUGACAUAAGAUGCAAGUGUCUAACAGACCAUCUUUCAUUCUGUACGAUGAGACCUUGCAUGAUCGUAGCUCUGAUCUUGGCUGGUAAGUUCUGUGUUUCAAUGUUUAAUGUGCUUCAUCUUUGAUGCAUAUGGAAACAAUGAAGCAGGGGUCAGCAUUAUUUUAGGAUCUGUGUACAGGGGUCCGAGAGUUUUCUCAGAAUCUCUGGGAGGGAUACAGUGUUUUUCAUUAAUAGUUCAAAAAAUCCAUUCUGUUGAGGAUAUUUUAUUUAUGUGUUAGCGUAAUCUUUAUUGUUGCUUUUUUUUUUUUCUUAAAUACGAAAGUUGAUGCUACUUUAUGUCUGGAAUUAAGGAGAUUUUGUUGUCUGGUUGUCGGACAUUGCAUUGUUUUUGCAGAAAGCAAUUACAUUUUUUUUUUUUAAAUCACUCUCACUAAUCUAGUAAAUGUUCAAGGAACACUAUAGCGUUAGGAAUACAAGAUAUCUUGUCUGCAGCCUUUGCAAGCCCUCUUCUACUAACCCUGCCCAAACUUUAUGUGACUGUCUAAUCACAGAAUUCCCAAUGCAGCUCAAUGACAAGUCUUUGCAAGGCAGGUGCUCUGGGUAAUUGCUGCCUCUUGAGUUCAGUGCAACAAAGCUAACCAAACCAGGAAGUAACAGGACAUGUUAUCGGAUUGACAGACAGGGGGAUGUAACUAGUAUCAUUUAUAAAAGUGUAAAUUUCUAUUGAAAACUACACUUUUUCCAAAAUGGAAAAAAAUAGGAAACGAUCCUCUCAAAUAAAGCUUUUUAGCAAUCUAAAGUGUUCUAGGGAUCUGGAUGAUCUCUUUAAUUCUAACAAACCUGUACAACAUACUGAGCUAGUCUUGCCCAAACAUGCUCACACUCUAAAGGACAUAAUAAAGGGCAAUUUAACCAGUGAUUGAUUGAUGUGUUCAGUUCAGUCACUUGAAUAAAUAGUUUUCAGUCCACUGAUUCACUAUAAAUAUUGUGGUUGCUUUGUCUUUAAGUUCCACAGACAAUUCUAGUGUUGGUUCUUCUGUAGAAGGGGAGAUAAUUGCCUAAAAAUCCCACAUUAUAAAUGUAAAAAAUUAAAUUAAAUACAUGGUGCAAAAACUCCAGGCCAUCAAUAUUUAGCAAAAAAGAGUGCAAUCACUGGACCUUUUUUUUACUCUGUAAAGUGAUUUUGUUGUUAUUCCAUUAUACAGACAGUUCAGUUGACUUUUCAAUCCUCUCACGGACUUUUGUUGAGGGUGUAUGUGUGUGUGUGUGUGAUCUCUCUCUCUCUCUCUCUCUCUCUCGAUAUCUCUCUCUCUCUCUCUCUCUCUCUCUGAUAUCUCGAUCUCUCUCUCUCUCUCUCUCUUGAUAUCUCGAUCUCUCUCUCCAUAACUCGAUAUCUCUCUCUCUCGAUAUCUCUCUCUCUCUAUAUCUCGAUCCCGAUCUCUCUCUCUCUCUCGAUCUCUCUCUCUCUCGAUCUCUCUCUCUCUCGAUCUCUCUCUCUCGAUAUCUCGAUCUCUCUCUCUCUCUCUCUCUCUCUCUAUAUAUAUAUAGAUCUCUCUCUCUAUAUUGAUCUAUAUAUAUAUCUCUAUAUCAAUCUCUCUCUAUAUAUAUAUAUCUCUCUCUCUAUAUUGAUCUAUCUAUAUAUAUCUCUCUCUAUAUAUAUAUAUUGAUCUAUAUAUAUAUUGUCAGUGGAUUUCUUGUCAAAUUUAUUAUUGUAUAAAUAAUUUUUUUUUUUUUUUGCUAAGAUGGCUUUAAGACAGAACACAUUUUGUUAGGAAGAAAUGUGAUUUCUCUGCUUCUUUGUCUUUGCUCCUUCUCUCAUUUAUCUAUAGAGUAAUUCCCAUGAGCUGUGCAUUUAUGUGUAAGACAUGUGUUGAGGAAACAUGGUGAAUCCAGAUAGCAGAGCAGCAGAUUCAGAACCUUCGCCGAGAGAAAACAGUAACUGACCACAACAAAAAAAGCGAUCCUUCUUAUUUAUUAUGCCAUUAUAUUCUGAUUGGCUAUCUCGAAAUUAAUAGAAUAAUAAUAAUAAAAUAUAUAUAUAAUUUAUUACACAUACAUACACUCCUAUGCCAGGGACAUAUUCACACUAAUUACAGCACAAUUACUGUAGUUCCUGUCACACAUCAGGACAACUAGCUGUAAGAGGGUUCUCCUUCUCCCCCUUGUAUCUCACUUGUCUGCAAAGAGCUCUAUUUCCUUGGUACAGCCCACUGCGCCAAAAUUGUUUAAUUGGUGAGGAAGAGGCAUAUCUUAAUACAGAUUUAUUUUAGAAAUAUUUGUGUUUGCAAGCCACGCUACAUGAUGAAAUUGAAUGCUCUUUAAUGCAAGCCUGUACGUACUAUGACAGGUAUGCUUAAAAAACGGAAAAAAAUCAGACUUGCCUUCAACAUAUAUUACCUCUCCUUGGGACCAACUACAAUGUGAUUUAUUAAACCCUCUGUUAUAAAAUAUGUACUUUCUCACCACUAGAUGGUGCUAUAUGUAUUUUCAUUUUUGAACCUUCAAGUCUAUAGAAGUGCAUUACUUGGGUAACCAGAAUGUUUGCCUUUCGUGCAUGAUUUAUGAUUUGUUUAUCCUAAUUAUACCGUCUGAACAUUCAGUACAAUAAAUUAGUAAUAAUUUAGCAGUGGAGGUAUGCUUCCUGGAUAAAUCUGAUAUUUCUAUGUACAGUAUAUUGUCAUAUAUAUUAUGUGUGUGUGUGUGUGUGUGUAUAUAUAUAUUACACACACACACACACUUACAAUCUCCUGUGUAUGUAUGUAUAUGUAUAUAUUUUACACACACACCUACAAUCUCCUGUGUAUGUAUGAUGCACAUUGAUAUAUGGAAAGCAGAACAUUUUCUGUACAAUUUCAGUUAUAAUUGUUUUAAUUGAUAUUAAUUGGCUUGCUAAGUGUACAUUAAGAAUGUGAUUUCUAUUUUUUAUUUUUUUUGGCACCCAAUGCUCGUGUAUAAGCACCUGUUCAGGAUUUAUGGAGCUAAGUCUUAAAUGGAUUGUUAUUUCAACAGUUAAUAUUAAUAAGGAUUUUUCUGGAUUAAAAUUUAAAGGUACUAACCAGCCCCAUAAUUUACCACCUCCGACAUGCCAAACCAGCAUUUAUGUAAAUAAGGGGGGGGGGGGUGUAUAAGUGAAGGUAUGGAGGCAUGCAUUGUCAAUGGUUUGUGUAAAUUCAGGGGUGUAUUUGAGCUCUUAAUGUCACGUUCCACCCCUUUCUCUCUCCCUGUCAUUUUUACCCACUCUUUCCCCUCUCCAUGUCACUUGUACUCUUCCACAUGACAUGUAAUUUGAAGUAGAAGCUGCUGGUGAGCCUCUGAUUGCUAUCUGAGCAGACAGAGCUUCCUAUUCUAUAUUUGUUCCCACCAGGAAUGGCUCUGGUUCUAGGGAACAGAAAGCUGCAUUCAGAACAAAGGACAACUCCAGGCACCAUAACAACUUUGUACUAUAAAAACUAUAUUGUGAUAAAGAGGUCCCAGGCGCUGGUUUACUUUAAGGUGUUUAUUUUAACCACUAAUAAACAGUUUCAUCCCAAAGUACUUAAACUGGUAUCCGAAUCCCUUUGCCCCUGUAUUUCCACUCAAUGUCUUAAAAUCAUGAAGCCUCGGACUGGGCUCUGGAUCCCAUUGAGAAAAGAGAGUGAGAAAGAUACCUAACUUUUUCCUCUCUCUGUUCAGAGGCACCUUGUCCGAGGCUUUCUGAUUGAAGCCUCGGUCACUGAGCGUAAAUACAAGGGCAGAUCGAUUCAGCGCCAGCUUGAAGAUUUUGAAGUUAAACUGUUUAUUAACCGUUUAACCCCUUCAUGUAAGCUGGUACCUGGGCAAUCCUCGCACCAUAAUAACUUCAUUGAGAUGAAAAUCCGUAUCAAGGUACUUGAACAGUUUAAAAAAAAAAAAAAAGCAUUAAUGUUCACACAUGUUUAAUACAUUUCAUCCCCUCCUCUCUCUUCUUCAGUCUGGGUGGUCUCUAUCCAGUCACAGCCCAGAAAUCUGCUGCAGUUCCACAGUAUAAUAAGAUGUACUAUACCUGGCAGCAAACCCAUCUUGGAUUAUAACCAGUAUGGAUGCUAUUGUGGGGUUGGAGGUUCUGGCACACCUGUGGAUGAUCUGGACAUGUAAGUACUUUAUAAAAUAAAAACAAAACUGUGUUUGUACCAGGACUGGAUCUAAUCACGCUACAUAAAACUGUAACUGUUAAACUAAAUUAUGUACGAUGGUUUUAAUAUAUAAUUGAACUCUAAGAUGUGGCAUCUCUUAAGACAGGGUUAUAACUCUUACUCUAAUAUGUAUCUACCUUGUAUAACUAGCACCAGUAAAGUUGUGCAAGUUACUUUGGGGGCAGGAUAAUGAAUGAUAUAACAGCUUUGCCUGGAAAUAAUUUUAAGAGUUCUGUAUCUAAUGGUUGUCCUCUCUCUGGAUGGCAGCUCACGUUCUAGGGCCGACUCGCAAGGAGUAGGUUUGUUACUAAGUUGGCUGCUCUAACACAAACAUUUUGAUUUUUUUUUUGUUGUUCAUUAGUUAUAUCUAAAACAGCUUGCACAAACUGCAGAUCUCAGCGUCUGCCUUUGCAAACCCUCCCCUCCUAACCCAGCCCAGACUUUCUGUGACUGCCCAAUCACAGGCUUCCCAAAUGCAGUUCAAUGAGAAGUAUUUGCAAGGCAAUGUGCUCUGGGCAAUUGCUGCCUUGAGUUCAGUACAACUAAACUAGCUAAGCAAGGAACUAACAGAACCUGUUGUCUGCUUGAAAGGCCAGGGGGUGUAAACAGUAUUAUUUAUAAAAGUGUCAAUUUUUAUUGAAAUUUGCACUUUUUCCAAAAUGAAAAAAUAAGACACACCCUUCACACAUAAAGCUUUUCAGCAUGCUAAAGUGCUUUUGGGGGCGAGAGUCCCUUUAAUCUAAAGUUGUUUUGAGUCUUAGUGACCCCCUAAGAAGUAUUUCUAAUCAUUAUUUACCCACCUAUAGGCUUCCUAUGCAUUCUAAUCAUAGGCUUGUGGAUCUCGGCCAGUAAAGGCCAUUUUGGGGACUGUCUAAUCAACCAUCUCUGUUAUAUUUUUUUUUUCCAACUUGUAUUUUAUUGAAAAGAUUUCGGGUUGGGGUACAGAAGGGAGGAAGGGAAAGAUGACAUUCAAGUACAAUUGUGUUCAGGUUGCUUGGGUAAACAAAUUGUGGUUGCAUAUAUACGUGCAUUCAGUUACAUUAUGGUACAUUGUUAUGCAGUACAGUCUGUUGGUUCCUGUUAUAUUCUGUUGUGUUCUAUCAUAUUCUGCUAUGCACUAUUAUAUUGUAUGCCUGUUGAAGAUCCUAGAAUCUCCUGACUAUCAUUAGUCUAUAAUCGUUGGUAUCAAUACCAUUUCAACCGCACGUAUAACAGUUUUCUUGUAUAGAACUACAUUAUUAGACGUUUGUGAUGCUUGUGACGUUUAUAUUGACCGUCAUGGAUUCAUUGGAUUUCAAAAAAGUCAUACAUACCAGUGCAUAAACCCCCCCCCCAAAAAAAAACCCAUUAACAUUAAUUGUAAUACUCCGAGGUCUUGCCUGCAUUCCCCCUGAGGGCUACCCAUUCUGUCCACCUUUGCCAAUUAAGGAGUGUGGCAUUAACCUGUUUAGGGGUGGUAGCUGUGAGCAAUUCGUAUGAAAGGUAUUGUCGUAUUUUGUGUUGUAACAUUGUUGUGGAGGGGCAUUCUGUUUUUUUCCAGUGGCACGCUAUGAGGUUGCGAGUUGCCAGGAUCAUUAGCACUGUUAAGUGUUUGUCAGUGUAUGGUAUGGGACCAGGAAAGAGGAGAAAGAGAACCAGUUGGGGUGUAAGUGGCAGUUGUUUAAUCGCCAGAUUUUGCCAUGUCUUGUGAGCUUCCGACCAUAGUGGUGUGAUAUUCGCACAUUCCCACCAUAUGUGGGUCAUUGUGCCUUGGUCUCCCCCACAUCUUCAGCAGUCAGCCGAGGUAUGGGGGUAUAUUUUGUAAAGUUUGUCAGGUGUGUAGUACCACCUGUAGAUUAAUUUUUUAUGGGCUUCGACAUGUGAGUAGCAUUUAGUGAUGCCUUUUAGGGCUUGGAGCUUGUCUGUGAAGGACAGUGUCCAUUCUUUCUCCCAUUGUAAUCAGUAAUUGAACUCUGGGUUUGGUGCCUGGUUUCUUAGUGCUGUAUAGCUUAAUGAGAACAUUUUAGGUCUGAUCGGUGAUUUGUGGCAUCUAUCAUACAUUAAUAGUAAGUCUUGAUUUGGGGUAUAUAUGGGUGAUGUUGAAUGUGCCACCUUAUUUGCUAUUAAACUUUUUAAUUGUAGAUAUGGGAAGAUAUAGGAUGUCGGUAGCUUGUAAGUUUUUUGGAGUUCUGGAAAGGUUAAUAUGGCACCCUGGUAACAUAUAUCAAUAAUACGGGUGACCCCUAGUUCCUUCCAUUUAUCCAGGGACAACCAAAGUGACACAGAAUUUAGGGCUGUGAUGGGUGCCCAGGGGUAGAAUUUACUCUCUUUUACAUGGGUACGGUGUAGGUGGUCACAGGUCCGUAUCAGAUAUUUGGUAAGAGGGGUCGUACUCGUUUUCGAGAUCUACCCAUUGUAGUGUGUGGGUAGGGGCGUGUAGUUUUAUCGCAUUUUCUAGAACUGCUGCUUUGUGGUAGGUCGCUAUUCUAGGGAAUCCCAGUCCACCUUCAUUGUUGGGCGUUUGUAAAAGAAGUAGUGGUAUUCUGGGUUUCUUUUUUUCCUCCCAUAUGUAGUUUGUUAUUGUUUGGAUUUGUUUGCUUAGGGUGGGGGAGAGGGGUAUUGGGAGCAUUCAUAACACAUAGAGUAGCUUUGGGAGUACCAUCAUUUUCACGGUUGAAGGUGUUAAUUCCUCUAUAUGUGGCAGCUAUUUUCACCCUUUGGUACGUUAGGUGUGCCUGUCUCCAAUCAAACGAGUAUCGAUUUUUGAGUGUUUGUACAUAUGUUGCAGGGAGACGUAUGGGAAGUGCUUGGGUUUUGGCCUGAUUUAGUUUGUAUUAAGAAAUUUAGCUGUAUUCUUUUAAGGUGUUUAUGUGGUGCCUUAAGGAGUGUUCUGGUUUCGUUAUGUAGACAAGGACAUCGUCCGCGAACAUGGACAGUUUGUAGUCCGUGUUUUUUAGGGGAAUUCCCGUGGUGUCUGUGUGGGUUCUAAUCUUGUAGGCCAGAGGUUCAAGUGAUAAUACAAAUAAUAAGGGUGAAAGUGGGCAACCUUGGCAUGUGCUGUUCGUAAUGUGGAAGGGAUUCAAUAUGAAUCCUGCAUUGGUGACUUUGGCAGAUGGUUUUGAAUACAGUGCCAUUAUGCCUCUUAUGUAUGCUCCAGGGAAACCAAAUUUGAGAAGUACUUGUUCCAUGUAUUCCCAAUUAAGCCUGUCAAAGGCCUUCUCCACGUCUAGCGCUAGUAGAAGGCCCUCUGUUCUGUGUGUCUCCAUGUGGGCUAGGAUAUUUAGGGUCUUCCUCGUGUUAUCUGACCCUUGUCUGUUUUUGAUGAAGCCUGAUUCAUCAUUAUGCACUAUGCGGGUUAGUAUAAUUUUAAGGCGAUCAGCCAAAUUUUUUGCAUAUAUUUUUGUAUCCCUAUUGAGUAGAGAGAUGGGUCUAAAAUUCUGGCAUAACGUCGCCGGUUUGCCUGGUUUCGGGAGUGUUGAUAUAUGUGCCUGUAGCAUAUCUGUGGGCAUCUCACCCUUAGUGUAGCAGUGGUUUAGGAGUUUGGAAAGGUAUGGAGUUAACCAUCUCUGUUAUUUUAAUGUGAGCGUUACAGUAUGAGUGUGUAUAAUAAACUAUGAGCUUACAACAUUGGCAUCAGGCUGAAAAUAAACACACAAAAACAAAAAUUGGAAAAAACGCCUCUGCAAGCACUCAAAAUCCACAGGAGGUUUAAUCUGCACAAAACAAAAAGUAACAGCGGGAAAGAUCACAUCACAUAAUGCUUUUAGGACCUACUAGAACAUAGACUACUAUGUUUAAGGAUCUGCAGGUCUGAAAUGUGCACUUUCCCCUUGUUUGUUACAUUUUGGGAUUUUGAGUGCUUGCAGUGGCUUUUUUUUCCCUAUUUUCUGUAUGUUUUAUUACUGUAUUUGGAGUUCCUAGUUCCUACGCCUGGUGACCUGUCUUCCAUUCGGGUAAGUGGGACCUUUAUGUUUCCAUUACCUUUAUGGUUUUUGUUUUACUCAGACUUAUGCUAUUUUUUCCCCCCGAAAAUAAACAAACACCUAGACGAUUCAUGGUUGCAGGUAGACCAGGACUGGCCAUUGGGCAAACCAGGCAAAUGCCUGAGGCUGACAGAGGAGAUAAAGGGACCCACGAUCCUCACAUUCCGAAGGGGAGGUGUCACGUGUUCAUCCUCACCUUGUGGUGUCCGUGAGGAUGACUACCUUUCUGGCAUUGGUGGAGAUGCUGAUCAGUGGCCCUGUGCCGGUGUAUCUGGCUCCAGCGGCAUGUUGAAAGACGCCGGCCGCUGUGGAUCCAUAUAAAUUUGUAGCCCAACAUCCACCCACAUUAUUGAUGAUGGCAACGUGCGUGUGACGUCACGCAAAUAACGCGCACUAAUGUUCUGGGGUGAUAGGCCGGGUACGGCCAAUCGAAUUUAAAGGAGACUUAUUUAAACUCCUUUCUUGCCUUUCUUCAUUGCCCUGUCGUGGUCUCCCUUAGUGGUUGUCUGAGAGUGUGUUCCUGAGCGUUUAUUUCUGGUUAUUGACUUUGGCUUUUUUUUUACUUCCCUGUGUGCCUCUGUCUUCCCGAGGCCCCCCCCCGUGUGCCUCUGUCUUCCCCAGGCUCCCCGUGCCUCUGUCCUCCCCAGGCCCCCCUGUGUGCUCUGUCCUCCCAGGCCCCUGUGUGCCUGCCCUCCCCAGGCCCCUGUGUGCCUCUGCCCUCCCCAGACCCCCUGUGUGCCUCUGCCUCCCCAGGCCCCACCUGUGUGCCUCUGCCCUCCCCAGUUCCCCUGUGUGCCUCUGCCCUCCCCAGGCCCCUGUGUGCCUUUUUUUUCUUCCCCAGCCCCCUGUGUGUCUUUUUUUUCCCCACAGCCCUUCUGUGUGUCUUUUUUUUCUUCCCCACAGCCCUUCUGUGUGUCUUUUUUUGUCUUUUUUCUUCCCCACAGCCCUUCUGUGUGUCUUUUUUUUUCUUCCCCCACAGCCCUUCUGUGUGUCUUUUUUUUCUUCCCCCACAGCCCUUCUGUGUGUCUUUUUUUUUCUUCCCCCACAGCCCUUCUGUGUGUCUUUUUCUUCUCCCUAACCUUUCUGUGUGCCUUUUUAUCUUUUUGUCCACCCUUAGCCCCCUGUGUAUAUUUUUGUCCCCCAAGACCCCUUGCAAAUGUGUGUGCUUCCAACACACUGUGUGCCUCCCAGCUCACCUCACACUAUGUAGCACGGCUGAGCCUCCACGGUGGAGGAUCUUCUAUUUCCUCUACCUGGUCUGACAGGAAGCUGUUCUGAGCUCUCAGUGAGCAGUUGCUGCCAGACCAGGUAGAGUAUACAGAACAUCCUCUAAUGAGGCUCAGCCACGCUACAUGCAGUGACAGGCAGGAGGGCUGUGCAGUGCGCUCCUCUCCUGCUCGUCACAUGGACAUUGCAUGCCCUAGUGGUUGCGCCAACCAUUACAUACCCACUUUGGGAAGUGUACAUGUCAAUGCUGAUGAUAAUGCUCUCUGGCCCAGCCCCCACCAGUAUUGGAUUGCUCUGCCUAUUUUUGUCUGUCUAGUCCUGGUUGUAGGUACCUGGCAAACGUUUCAACUUUUAGUAGUGUAUGUGUUUGAAAACAAAGUUUUGGACUGCACUUGUACAUCCAGCAUUAGCAGCAAUAGAUUUAUAAAUAGCACAACAAGAAAUUUGUUCUUCACUAACAUGGUCUAUAUGUCUUAAUUAUGUUACGUUUCAUGGCCAAACAUUUGCCCAUCUGUUUCUUAACACUUUUUUUUGGCCUUCAACAAAUGUUUUCUGUAUAUAUCUUGCCUCAGUACCAUGAAGUAUUGGGUAACCUCCACUAUAUUCAGCAAACCUUGUGAACCCAAGACAUGUCUUUACUCAUAAUUCUAAAUUAUGUUUCUAUUUUAUUCUAUUUUGAUGUGGAAUUGUAUCACCUUCUCAGACUUUUAUUUGUUUUGAAUUUGUCUCUUAGAUGUUGUAAAAUACACGACAACUGCUAUGGUGACUCCAAGAAAAUUGAGGAGUGUAAAUUUAUCUUGGACAACCCCUACAUGGAGUUUUAUUCCUACUCUUGUAAGGAUCAUAGUGUGACCUGCAACAGUAAGUAAAUUAUCAAGUGGGUGUAUAAUAAAUUACAUGGUCAAUCUUUUUAAAUCCCGAUUGGCUGUAUAACACACACAUCUGCAUGGGCUAGACCAUGUGAUUUUUAUCAGCCACAUCCACUAGUUGACCAGCCAUAUCCCAACUUAUUAUGUCAAGUCCAUCCUUUAGGCCCAUUGCCGCUGUAAUACGCAUCACUUUUUGCAAAGCAUUCCAUAAUACUGCGUUGUUUUGUCUAAUUUAGCUCACACUAAAAUAGAGCAUGAUUGGUGCUCCAAUGAAAAUUGAAUUUUCCUAGUCUACAAGGGAUUACACUUGGGCACCACCACAAUUUUCGCCUAGUCUUAAUACAUUUGGACAAAAAAAAAAAUGUUAAUUUUUUUUUUUAAUUUGUCAAUUAGUUAAUACGUUUUGGAUAAAAUUCAACAAUUAUUUGAUUUCGGAAUUUAAUCUGGAUGAAUGAAAUUCUGCAAUGCACGCCGCAGGUGCUUCUUGCAGUUAACUCCCUAAAUUGUUACCCUUGUGGGAUUGUCAUAUUUUAAUGGGACUGUUUAGCAGAUAACUCCCUUAUUUGGUAUUCAUAUGGCAACCCAACAUAAGGAUUAACUAGCUUUCCUUUCGGUAAGAAGUUUAAAGUUCAAAAUGAUGACAAACAAAACAUCAAUUUUAUUCUUUUAGCCAGCUUUAUGAAGUUUAAAAAAAAAAUACUUGGUAAUAUUCCUAUUAGGAAUGUCGCAGGUAUGGGCAUAUCUACUAAACAGCGAAAAAAACAGAGGGUUCUUACUGUCAUAAAAGACUAGUAACUGGGCAGCUAUUUCUUCCCAGUUGCUAAUCCAAUAAAGUUAAGACCUGGUACAAGUGGUGGGGCACCUAAUAAAUUGUCCGCCCACGAGUGGACAAUUAAAAUAAAUGGAAGGGGGUGGUAUGUGUGUUAACCCGUGACUAGUGGGUGUGGGUUCUAAAUAAUAAAUGGAGGGUGGACCUAAUAGAUGCCCAGUCUUUAAGUAAUGGUUAGCAGCCAAUGGCAGACAAAUACUAACAAACACACCAAUACACAUUCCAGACACUACCAGAACAUACAGAUUCUUUAGCCACCCUAUUGUUUUCCUACUUUUCUGUUGCACAAGGGGGGUCUUCCUGGGGUGUAGUAUGGAAAGUUCAGGUACUGGUUUCCAAUUUCUUACCUUGUCAAGCAGAAUUGUUUGUGAUGGGAGGUAAAAGUAUGACGUCACAUCCUCCAAGCAAUGCUGCAGAUGGCUAAGCAUGCAGUCCAGUUGGGCAACAUAUUCUCUCUUCAACCAGAAUUGCGCCCUUGCAGACCUCCUGGGCAAGUGAGUUGCUUCCUGCCACACUCACUGUGCCCACUUGAUGGCAUUCCUGAAUGCAAACAUUGCGUCUAAGCCUUGGUUAAAAGUCUAUUGAUAAAAGUGGUAAAUUGAUUUGAAGCGAAUUAGGACACAACACCAGCUUAAUUCUAGUGUUUCCAAAGACCCCUGGGUCACAUUGCGUUUAGAAGCAGAGAAGGGCUUAAAUCAAUUUCAGUGAGUUAUUACGAUUUUUAACCCAUUUGCCUAAACUUCUCCAGAAACCAAGAAAUAGAUACAAAUAACUAAUUUUGGUUGCAUAUAUCUCUACUUCACUCCCAUCUCCUCUGUUUUAUUGAUUUGCCCACUUUCACCAUAGCUCUCCCUUUCUCCCCACUCUUCUUUAUCCAACUCCCACUAGAAAGGAUGUCACAACCCCUAUUCAUGGCUCUCCUAUAAGCACUGAGCACCCGAGCACCCAUUUCUGCCAUAUAUAAUGGAAUGGUUAGCAAGUAGUGGUUCAGUCUGAGAAAAACAAAUGGAUGUGAGGUCUGGCAUAUUUUAUGGAUCCACAGUAAUAAAUAAUGGAUGUGAUUGAUCAGAAUAUUUUUAAAUCGAAUAAUUAGUGAUUUUAUUUUUACAAUAUCCUUUGUACUACAGACAUUAAUAAGUGCAAUACCAUUGAAAGAGUUUUAUUUUUUAAUGUGAACAUGAGGUCUGAUUCACUUCAGGAGAAGGUCUAUGAUGGAUAUUUGAUAAUUAGGAAUAAUAUUGUCCAAGGAAAGUGUCUUGACGAACGUGUGUUCUCCUUCCCAAUACAGGUGACAACAACAAGUGUGAGAUGCAUAUAUGUGAAUGUGAUCGAAAAGCUGCUCUUUGCUUCUCUAAAGCAUCCUACAAUGAGACCAACAAAGACCUUGACAAAGACCAGCACUGUAAAUAA
Molecule: messenger RNA, 24712 nt
Organism: Pelobates cultripes (western spadefoot toad)
Lineage: Eukaryota; Metazoa; Chordata; Amphibia; Anura; Pelobatidae
Source: the annotation of a GenBank genome assembly